CCUCUGAAAGAAUCCCUCCCUUACCCGUGGGAGAGCCGGCGACUUAGGAGCCGGAGGGCCCGCAGGGCGAGGGGAGAGGGGUCUGCACGCGGAUGCUUCCCAGAAGCCAGCGGACCGCGACACGGCGGCGACGGUCCCCAGAGCAGCCCGGCCGAGCCCCGCCCACCGCUCCCCACCCCCUAAGGACGCGCCUCUCCCCCAGCCCGGCCCUUCGUAGGAGGGGAGGCGGGAAAACAGAGAAAGCCUCUCCCACCGCCCUGCCCUAGCCCCGCCACUCGCAGCUCCUCCAGACUCGGCUCGUCCUCGGGGUAUCGUCUCAGAGGGGACUGCGCUGUGCAGAUGGUGAGGAUGACUAAAUGAUCUAGAGUUGGGAAGCAGCAGAGAGAGGAGGCUCAGGAGUCCCCCAGCUAAGAGUGCCGGCUUCUCCAGAGCCCUGUUCCAAGGAGCCAGGCCCUCAGGCAUCCCAGGCAAGGAUCCCGGGACUCAGAAUGAGGACCUCCCUCCAACAUGCACUUUGAGACGCCAUGGAGGUAGUGCUGAUCUUUCUAUGCAGCCUGUUGGCCCCUGCUGUCCUGGCCAGUGCACCUGAGAAGGAGAAAGAAAAGGAUCCUUUUCAUUAUGACUACCAGACCCUGAGGAUCGGGGGAUUGGUGUUUGCUGUGGUCCUCUUCUCUGUCGGGAUCCUCCUUAUCCUGAGUCGCAGAUGCAAGUGCAGUUUCAAUCAGAAGCCCCGGGCUCCAGGGGACGAGGAAGCCCAGGUGGAGAACCUCAUCACCGCCAAUGCAACGGAGCCCCAGAAAGCAGAGAACUGAAGCGCAGCUCUCAGGUGGGAAGCUUCCAGAACCUGAAGGCAGCUGCUUGAACCUUUAGAUGCAAAUGUUGAUGCUUAAGAAAACCGGCCACUUCAGGAACAGAUCUUUCCCCAGGAGAAACCAAGAACGUGUGUGACCCCUGACCCCUCCCUACCCCCUCGAACACCAGUCCUCAACUUAGUGACACAACUAAUACCCACCUUCCCACCUGCAGCCUGUGGGCUUGGCCACCUCCUGUGACGUGUGUGUGUGUGUGUGUGUGUGUGUGUGUGUGUGUGAUGACUGGUCUUCGUCGCUGCUUGUCUGUGGAUGAUGUUGUAUUAGUGAAGCUGGACUCACGUUCCUGGCCUGGAGCUGAGCCAUGUUGCUGUCAGCUCCUCCUGCUCCCCCACGGCCCCCCAUCCCCGCCCUGCUCCCAGGAGUCUGCCUUUUCCCUGAGAGACCAGUCCCUUCUGUUGAUUUGGGGGUGGGUCUAUGAGUUGGGGGGCAUGGGUAGGAGUCUCCAGUCGUCUUGGGACUUGGGAAGGUUUACAUCACCUUCAUGAUCGUUCUGCAAUGCCCUCUCUCCACUCCUUUUGCAAGAACCUUGCAUCCAUAUUGCUCCCCUGACCCAAGUCUGUUGAGAGGGUCUCUUAGCAAUUGGAGGUUCACAGCAAGGAGCUGAUGAGCCCAGGUAUGCCUCCAGGCAGGUGACACUCCUUCCCUGGUUAUUUUCCUCCUGGGACUUCUACCAUGGAGCCCCCAUCUGCCUUGCCCCAUCGCAGAGCAGAUAGGGUGUCCAGGUCCAGGGCUUGUACUCUGCCCCUGGGGAAUGUGCCCCUUGCAUAUCUUCUCAGCAAUAACCGUGGUCUCUGGAUCCCUACCUCCCUCUCCCACCUUCCCUGCUUCCAAGAUUGAUCUAUAGCCCAGCUCAUCUGGUCUCUGACUCCUGUCCCUGAGUUGGGUCUCUGGCAGGUGAUCCAUUCUGUUGGGGCCAGCAAGAGAGCAUGGGUCCUAUGCUCUUCUGUCCAUGGCCCACUGGUCAGGCGGCAGCCACAGCUCCUGUGCCCUUUGUUACACCUGUCACUGGUCAUAGUGGCUAAUGCAGGGGCUGUGCUGCGGGUUAGAUGCCAGGAAGGGCUCCCUGUAGCCCUGCUGCGGAGGGAACAGCAAGAGGUCAAGGUCAUAAAAAGAGUGGAAAGUAAAACCAGACCCCGUCCUGCCCCAUCCCUCCCCGUCCAUCGUGUUCUCGUGUUCUCGUGGAAACUACGUGUGACAGGACUGCUGUCUGUGCUGUGAUCUAUCCUCUAAACAACAACAAGGAAUAAAAUACCAUUGUUUCCUAG
Messenger RNA from Rhinolophus ferrumequinum (greater horseshoe bat), 2137 nucleotides. RefSeq names its product FXYD domain containing ion transport regulator 6 (gene FXYD6). Gene Ontology annotation, cellular component: membrane. The coding region runs from base 525 to 812 and encodes 95 amino acids. Gene Ontology annotation, biological process: regulation of sodium ion transmembrane transporter activity. The transcript is spliced from 9 exons. The record is from RefSeq and is a predicted model, not a curated record. Lineage: Eukaryota; Metazoa; Chordata; Mammalia; Chiroptera; Rhinolophidae. Gene Ontology annotation, molecular function: sodium channel regulator activity.